GGUAGGAGAUACAGGUUUUUGGAGAAACGAGGAAUUGUCAUCCUCGCUUAUCCAUCCGUAGAGUCCCUCCGCCCCCAAAUUUGAACUCUGGCUGUUUUUACCAGGAGGCUUGAUGGACUGUGUGUGCACGAGUGAGUGAGUGUUGCAGGGUGGGGUGAGGUGUGGGAAAGCGAGAAAGGACAAUGCUGCAGAUUCUGCUUCGUCAUGAUGCCGGGUUAAUGCUCCUCUUGUUUAAAAUGGAUUGAGCUGCAGCAGAGCCGAGGUAGACGAGCAACACAGACAAACACACACACCCUGCUUGCAGCCACAUGCUAUCAGCUGGAGGUGGGGAGGGUGCAGGGAGGGCGCGUGGGGGAGCCAGGGCCCGCCCGCCAUCCUGCCCGUCUGCCGGCCCGCCUACCAGACACGGACUCCCCAGCACCAGGGGAUCUGAGCGGCUGUGGCUUGUGGAGAAACGGGGUGGGAGCCCAGCGGGGAGAUCAGACUGCUCAGCCGAGACCAGCUCCCCUCCUUCGCCAGCUCCCACCCCACCUACCUCAAGCCAGCUUUUUUCCCGUUAUUUGUGCUCUGGGAGAGUGCAGCUGGGUUCCUGGAAGAGGCGCCUCUUACCUAGGCUCUUGAGAAAAAAAAGCAGCAGCUGGUGGAGCUGGGCCUACACCUCUCCCUACCCCUGGCCUUAGGACCUCAGAGCAUCCGGGCCACCUUGUCUGGGAAAAGACCCUCCGCUUGGUCUGCACCCUGAAGAAUCACCGAGGGAUGAGGACGCUACAGCUUGGUGGUACGACCUUUCUGCUUUCGCGGCCCCAAACACGCAGCACCCAGGAGCGGAGCCGAGCCUGAGCCCUUGUCCUCUUCCUCCCACCCAGGGCUCUGUGAGUGAUCUGACCAGCGAGCUCCCUGCUGCAUGGAACGGCAGCAGAAGCAACCACUUACCUCCCCAGGGAGCGUGAGCUCCUCCCGAGGCUCCAGUGUUCCCGGCUCUCCCUCCACCAUCGUGGCCAAGAUGGACAAUCAGGUGCUGGGCUACAAGGACCUGGCUGCCAUCCCCAAGGACAAGGCCAUCCUGGACAUUGAGCGGCCUGAUCUCAUGAUCUACGAGCCCCACUUUACCUAUUCCCUCCUGGAACACGUAGAGCUGCCCAGAAGCCGGGAGCGCUCUCUGUCACCCAAAUCUGUAUCCCCCCCACCAUCCCCAGAGGUGUGGGCAGAGAGCCGAUCCCCUGGAAUUAUCUCUCAGGCUUCAGCCCCGAGAAUCACUGGAACCCCCCGGACCAGCCUGCCCCAUUUCCACCACCCUGAGACCUCCCGCCCAGAUUCCAACAUCUACAAGAAGCCACCCAUUUACAAGCAGAGAGAGUCUUUGGGAGGCAGCCCUCAGAGCAAGCACCCCAUUGAGGACUUCAUCAUCGAGUCAUCCAAGUUCCCUGCGGCCCAGCCCCCUGACCCCAACCAGCCGGCCAAGAUAGAAACUGACUACUGGCCAUGCCCCCCAUCACUGGCUGUUGUGGAGACAGAAUGGAGGAAGCGGAAGGCAUCUCAGAAAAAGGAAGAAGAAGAGGAGAAAGCUGAUGACUCUGAAGAGGAGAGGAAGGCUUUCAGGGAGCGUCAGAAAGAGGAACUCAGUAAGGUUACUUCCAACUUGGGAAAGAUAAUCUUGAAAGAAGAGAUGGAAAAGUCAUUGCCUAUCCGGAGGAAAGCCCGCUCCCUGCCUGACCGAACACCCUUCCAUGCCUCCUUGUACCCUGGAACAUCUAAGUCUUCUUCUCUCCCCACCUAUGGCAGAACCACACUGAGCCGGCUACAGUCCACAGACUUCAGCCCAUCGGGGACUGAGACCGGAAGCUCAGGCCUGCAGAACGGAGAGGGCCAGAGGGGGAGGAUGGACCGGGGGAACUCCCUGCCCUGUGUGCUGGAGCAGAAGAUCUAUCCCUAUGAAAUGCUGGUGGUGACCACUAGGGGGCGAACCAAGUUGCCUCCAGGCGUGGACCGGAUGCGGCUUGAGAGGCAUCUAUCAGCCGAGGACUUCUCAAGGGUAUUCUCCAUGUCUCCUGAAGAGUUUGGCAAGCUGGCUCUGUGGAAGCGGAAUGAACUCAAGAAAAAGGCCUCCCUCUUCUGAUUGCCCCCUCCCUCUCCAUGAUCAACCCCUCCCUCUGCUGCUUCAGGGCUCUGGAGCUGGGGUUAUGAGAUCGCAAAACAUCCUCUUCCCCUGGUGGGCUGGGAGCAGUCAUCUCUUGGAGAGUAGGAAGGUGGGACGGGGUGGGAUUGGCUCUAUUCCCCAGGUAGGUGGGGAGACCAAGGCCUCCACAGUCCUGGGGUUGUGAGGCAUGGACUUUCUUCCCCAUAAUGAGCUAAGGGGAUCUCCUCUGACAUCCCUGGUCCUCACUGCACAGGGCAGCCCAGCCUCGAUUCCAGCACACAGAGAGUUAAUGUUUGUGCCCUCUCCCUGCCUCCCACCCCACACAAAGGUCCCCAGAAGAGGGCAAGGAGAAAUCAAAGUGGGGGUUCAGUUGUCAGCGUUUGUGAACAAUGAGCAGGAAUUGCCCUGGUGGGAGUCGGUGGGAGGCAGGAAGCAGCCAGGCAGAACUCCGGGACCUUGUGUGUGCCCAAGCACUCUACCACACCUCACUUUGACAGCUUCCCCUGUACCUAGGACUCCUGCUUCUCUGGCUCUGGAAGGAGCCAGCUAGAGUUCGGACCUCCAGCAGGGAGGCCAGCCUUCCCUCUAGCUCUCCCUGUUCUCAACUUGCACCCCUCAAGCUUCAAAGCCUCUUGCUCAGCUCUGCGGCUUCCCCAGAAGCCUUGGCUUAGAGUGGAGAUGUUGCCUAUACAAAACUCCAGCCCACUAUCAGCUUCCAGGCAAAGUCAGCUAGAAUUCUAUCUUCUAGCACCGAACAGGUACUGGACUGAACUCGGGCCUUCUAGGUUCCCUUGGAGGGACCAAGAGGCCAGGCUACAAAGACCUUUCUGAGUGUCCUGGCUACCAAGCCACACCCAUAACCGUGCAUCCCACACCAGGCUCUCUAAAGAAUGUAAUUUAUUGGGGCACCCCCAGCUGCUUUCCUCACCUAACUCUCCGCCCUACCUUAAUCACACUCUCAGAUUUUCUUCUCUACAAAUACAUAUGUGUAUAUAAUUAUAUAUAUAUAUAUUUUUGCCCAGGUCUGGGUUUUGUUCCUGCCUAGACCCUGGCAUCCCUUUCCACUGUGCGUGUGAUAAUGCUGGGGGAGGGAGACUCUGCUUGGAAUUAAAAGGUUGUGUUGAGUUCCCAAAUCUAUUUGUUCUUUAUGAGGCACCAGUCCUGGGUGAGAGGGGCAGGUAAUGUCAGGCUGAGGGAAGUCAUGGGAGUCAGAGUUCAAGUACAGGCACACAAGGGAUGGAGGGAGUGUGGAGACAGCACACACUACUCUUCCCUCACCCUCAGGCCACAAAAACUGGCUGUCUACGCAGUGCCCUGUCUUCCUCCUCUGCUUCAGCAGCUCUGUGAUGGUAGCAACGGAGGAGGGGGCAGAAACCUUUGUGUUUGGGGGCUGGAGGGAGCGCACAUUCUGAGAAAGGAGCCUGAUAGGAGAGCCAGCUAGAAGAAAAGGCUGCUUCUGUCCUCCACCAAGGGCCUACACCCUCAUCUUGGCCAUCAAGCUAACCAACAUCUGACAGGGCUGUACUCUCAAAGGCCCAAGUUCAAUGGGGAGGACACACACCCAGAAAAGGUCAACAAGAAUGUGAAUCUGUGGUGAACAGACUGUCAAGGAUCAGACAGAGAAAACUAAGAAAUGGAGAAAAGCAGCAAAAAACAUACCAGGGGCCAGGGUUAAAUGGAGGCCAAAGGAGGAAGAUGAUGGUUAGGUCUUGGUUGGUUUGGCAAGGCUUCCAAAGGGGGAGUAACCAUGCUAAAGGGGAGCUGAGAUGAUGACGAUCUGAAUGGAAGAAGAGGAGGACUGAGGGUGUGUGUGUGGGCUGGGGGAACAGGAUGUGUAUGUGGGACAAAUGAAGGGGCCUGUGGUCAGAGGGAUCAGGUGAGUUGGAGGAGUGUCCAAGUUGUGAACCUAAGGCUGGGGUUGGUACCUGAUCCAAGUCUUCUAUUCCCAGAACGAGAGUCUAGCUCCUUUGGCUGAAACAAAACAAAGUGGAUAAAGAGUCAUCUCAGUUGAAACCAUUCUUUUAAAUUUUAGGUGUUCUGUAAGCGGGUUUAUGGGUUGCAUCCAUUAUUGUCUUAUCCUUUCAACAAACCUGUGAGGUCAAUAGGACAGAUAACUUCGAUCCUUUUAGCCAACGAGAAAAUUGUGGAAUAGAAAAAUUUUAUCUGAAGCUACAUACAACUACUGAGUGGAGAAUGGAAACACUCAAGUUUCUUGACUUCUGACUCAAGACUCUCCCAAUAUGUAAUGUACCGUUACCUCUCAAGGGGAAGUGGAGGAGGGCAGAUUAGAGGUGCAGAGAGAGACAUCUACACACAUAGCUCAUAUCAGGCAUUCAGCUAAGUUGGAAGGCUAACCCUGUUCCAAGCAUUAGGGACACAGGGUGACAAGGUAGGCAUGCUCCCUGUCCACACGGAGCUCCCAGGCUGUUGGGGGAAAUGUCAAGGUCAGUGAGCACCAAGGGAUACUGAAGGCAAUGCUUGACCAGAGUUAAUAGGGAAAAGCUUGCCAUGGGGGGCAGAUGUGAUGCUAAAUUCUAAAGGAUUUUAAGUUGCUGAAUUUAGAACAAUUCAAAGGGAAGCUUUCUGCCCCUAAAGCAAAACCUUAGAGGGUCUCUCAGUGCUUCCUCCCCACAAUACACACACAGGCACAU
Messenger RNA from Loxodonta africana (African savanna elephant), 4788 nucleotides. RefSeq names its product dematin actin binding protein (gene DMTN). Gene Ontology annotation, biological process: actin filament bundle assembly; cytoskeleton organization; lamellipodium assembly. Gene Ontology annotation, molecular function: actin filament binding. The coding region runs from base 905 to 2116 and encodes 403 amino acids. The transcript is spliced from 16 exons. NCBI's taxonomy places the organism in Eukaryota, Metazoa, Chordata, Mammalia, Proboscidea, Elephantidae. Gene Ontology annotation, cellular component: actin cytoskeleton; plasma membrane. The record is from RefSeq and is a predicted model, not a curated record.